Centruroides sculpturatus (bark scorpion) is the source of this 681-nucleotide messenger RNA. RefSeq names its product zinc finger protein OZF-like. Gene Ontology annotation, molecular function: DNA-binding transcription factor activity; RNA polymerase II cis-regulatory region sequence-specific DNA binding. Lineage: Eukaryota; Metazoa; Arthropoda; Arachnida; Scorpiones; Buthidae. The record is from RefSeq and is a predicted model, not a curated record. The transcript is spliced from 3 exons. Gene Ontology annotation, biological process: regulation of transcription by RNA polymerase II. The coding region runs from base 90 to 512 and encodes 140 amino acids.
UGAUCAUAAACAAUUGCAUUUCAUUAAUUAUAUUUGAACAAUAUUUUAACCAAAAUUGUUGAAUUGUUGAAAGCUGGAAUAAAAUAAAAAUGGCGUCUACUUCAAGUGACAACAAAGACGUCAUCGAAUGCAAGAUCUGUAAAAAUCAAUAUUCUACACAACAACUAUUCGAUGAUCAUCUGAAAAAUAAUCCUGCUUGCAGCAAAUUAACCUGUGAUGUUUGUCUAAAACAAUGCAUUCAUAUUAAGAGUUUGAACACUCACAAAAGGACUCAUUUAAAAGAAAAGCCGUUUAAAUGCGAUGAAUGUGAAUAUUCUACAAUAAGGAAGUCAAACCUAAACAGACACCAAUUAACACAUUCAAAAAAACAAUUGUAUAAUUGCAAGUAUUGCGGUUUACCUAUUUCAAGAAAAGAUCAUUUAAACACACAUCUUUUUGUGAAACAUUACGAAGAGUUGUCUUCACCUGACGAAGUAUCUUCCACCGAGAUAAAAGAAUUUGGAAAAGUAUAAAUGUCAGUCUUGCACAAAAAGAUGUCAAUCAGAAUACGAUUUAAAAAUUCACAUGAGAAAACACACAGGAGAACGUCCAUUUAAGUGUGAGGUUUGCUCGAGAGGAUUUACAAAUAAAUCAAAUAUAAAAGCUCACAAGCUGAGAAAACAUUCAGCAGAAAAAUAUAUA